Messenger RNA from Dictyostelium purpureum, 1014 nucleotides. RefSeq lists its product as uncharacterized. The coding region runs from base 1 to 1014 and encodes 337 amino acids. The transcript has a single exon. NCBI's taxonomy places the organism in Eukaryota, Evosea, Eumycetozoa, Dictyosteliales, Dictyosteliaceae. The record is from RefSeq and is a predicted model, not a curated record.
AUGAAUAAUUUUAUAAUUUUUUCCAGUUCCUCUUUAGUUUUUAUUUUAAUUAGUUUUUUUUUAUCUUUAAUAAUAGCUUACUUUUCAAUUAAAAAUAGAAUCAAGAACCAAAAACACCACAAUAAUAACAUCAACCAAACUAAAAAUAAUUAUAAAAAUAAAAAUAAAAAUAAUGCCCUUGAUAAUAAUUAUAGUAGCAAUUUUUCCAAUAUCCGUACUAUUGAAAAUUUUAUUUCAAGUCUCCAAAAUGUCAUUUCUGGUUUAGAAAUCAACUUUAUUCAAAAAGAAGAAAUGAUCUCAAUUUUCAAUAGAUUUGAAAAAGAAAUAAAAUAUAACAUUUCAAAUAGUAAAAUUGAUGGAUUCCAAGAUAUUAUUGACUGUAUUUUUAUUGACUCAUUGGUACUUUUGGAAAAGCUUAGAGCUAAACAAAAGCUUAGACACAGUAAAAUACAAAGUAAUAUCAGCUAUAUUAUUGUAUCUUUAUUUUUUUUCAUUAGUGGUACUUGCCGUUCAAUUUACAUAAGUAGAUUUUUAUGUAUUUUGUUUAAUGACAAAUCAGAAAAGGCCAAUCUCUGUAAGGAACAUUUAAUAGAAAUUCUUCCUUCAUUAAGAAUUCAUGAAUUGGUCCCAACUUUAAAAUUUUUCAAUUUUUGCCACAGAGAAAUAAUUAGUAAUGGGAAUCCAGUCAAUGUUAACCCCUCAUCAGUUUCUUCUAACUUUAAAAGCUUAACUUCAGUUAUGUAUAAUAAUCACAGGGGUUUAUACGGAAAUGAAAAUGUUGCCAUUGUUGACUCGAUAGUUUGCGAAUCAAUUGAACUUUCCAGUAGUAUUUGUUUAGAAGGUGCAUUCAAAUUCUAUUCAGACUUGUAUCUCAGUCUCCCCCUAUCCUAUCAAGGUUGCCAAUUAACAUUCAAUAAUCAAAUAGUUUUUAGAUGUCUUAUGAUUAUUGCAAAACAUGAAAAAUACAUGGGUUCAAUCAAUUCUUUUAUCAAUCAAUUUUGUAGAGGUCGUUAA